AUGUGUUCAAGAACAUUGAUCAAUGAAGAAGAUUUUUUUGAAUCUGAUUAUAGGAGUAUCACUAAUCACGAGAAUCAAGCUGAAUCUGUCACCUGUUCUUGUGAUAAUGAUGAUGCAAAGCUAAAUCCUAGAAAAGAUGAUAAUGUUAAAAAAAUUUUUAAAGAAUUAACCAACAGACCACAAGACUUCAAUCCAUUACCAAAGGUGUCAGAUGUGAAAACAGGGGAUCCUAUAAUUCCAGAAACAAUAUUCGUCAGAUUACACAAUAAAAUACUUCAUGCUGAAAAGAUUCUUAAUAAAAAACACGUGAAGUAUCCCACAUAG
Molecule: messenger RNA, 324 nt
Organism: Funneliformis geosporum
Lineage: Eukaryota; Fungi; Glomeromycota; Glomeromycetes; Glomerales; Glomeraceae
Source: the annotation of a GenBank genome assembly